This is a messenger RNA of Gongylonema pulchrum, 651 nucleotides long. The record is from the annotation of a GenBank genome assembly. NCBI's taxonomy places the organism in Eukaryota, Metazoa, Nematoda, Chromadorea, Rhabditida, Gongylonematidae.
AUGAGCCGGCAUUUAGCGAAGUUAAAACGUGAAUUUGCAGAUGGUAUCGGCCCGUACGAUGUUUUCUCGGAAAUUAUUGCUAACUCGCAGCACGGUCGCAGUAAUUCAGGCCUAUUCGGCAUUAGGCAUUCGCCGACCCGACAACUACAUCGUUUCGGUGAACCGUCCUCCUCACGUCCACUCGAUCUAGCCGAACAUCUUUCACAGGACAUGCAGAACAUUGGUGAUGGACCUCUGCCCACUAUUCAGAAUGAUGUGCAUUUUCACAGGAAUUCGGAACGGAGAAAUAGCAUGGCAAGAAAUGCGGAUGCAAGCAUUCCAUCGAUAAGUACGGCUAAUACGCCAUCGACGAACAUUCCACCGACAAUUUUGACGAACAUUCCAUCGUUAAAUACCGAAAUUGAUAAGAGCAAAAUCACGAUGAAGGAUCUGUUUGGCGAAGAAAAGCGAGCAGACGAUAUGCAACAAGUGAAUAAUAUGAUCGGCGAGGUUGGCGGAAUUACGCCUCUUCUAACACCGCCCAGGCAGCCGCCGAAUAGUGACUCCCCAUCACUGCCAGUUCUGUUGGAUCUCGGCGCACUAGAUGCGCCUCAUUUGGAACGAUUAAGGAAGAAGUACCGCUAUGCAGUAAGUUUCAAAUUGGUAGCCUAA